AUGCGUCUGCGCCUCACGAUCCAGCGCAACGGGCUGCCCGUGGUGAACAUUCUCUGGAGCGUCCCGGACACGAACAGCACAUCCGCAUACACAAUCACCCGUCUGCUCGAAGACGUCAACCUCAUUGUGCCGCUGGAGGCAGAGCACUGGGGGCUUGAGCACUAUGUUGUCGAGGUCGGGGGCUUCGAGUGCUUGCACUUUAUGCCUGUGGGACAGGCGCUGAAGGAGGAAGAUAAUGUUUCCAUAAGACCGCUCAUGCGCGCCGAAGUCCGUGCUAGGACGCUCACAGGACGACACCAGAUCAGCGAUGGCGGGCAACAUCUCGUGGAUGGUUUGCCGUUUGGGAGGCCAUAUCUGAGGCAGCCAAAUCGACCGGCUGUGAGGAUCCCACCGCGGAAGCGACAGAGAUUGGAGGAGAUCACGAACGAAGAAGCUGCUCAGCUGGAGAUGCCACAGCUGGAAGCGGAAUGGACUCAGGCAGUUGAUGUGCAGAAGCAGUCUGGUUCUGCGACAAAACGCGGGUCAAAAGAAGCGGCAAAGAAAGUGCAAUUCGAGCAGUCAGUGGUGGCAAUGGACGUCGAUGAGGAUAGCGAAGAGGAUGAAGACGAUGAGGACUUCGCGCCAGGGGAGGAGAGCGAUGACCUCGAUGUCGGCGGCUCUGAGGAUUCGAAUUCGGAUUCGGACUCGGAUACCGACACGUCGAGUGCCUCUGACGUCUUAACUUCGGACCAAGAUUCAGAUUCAGAUUCGGACUCGGAAUCAAGCUCAGACAGUUCAUCGAGCGAUUCAGACUGCGACAGCGAUAGCGAUGCGGCGCCUGAAGUACUCUCUUCGAAAGCACCGACACCGAAAACGAUAGCCGCACAGCCACCUACCACUUCCAAGAUCUCGCCGCCUGGCAAAGGCAAGAGGACUACGCAAUCGCGGAAUGCGCGCCGAACGAAGACGAACCGGCUGAAACACCUGAAGGAAGCUGGAAAGCUACACGAGGAUGCUGAUUUGAAGGAUCUUGACAAGUACGACGAAGAGACCAGGCUGCAAAAGCAAGGCGCCAUGUCUGAACAACGGCAGGCUUUCGCGCAACCGACCGGCAAGAGGAAACGCAUAGAGGAUAAUGAGCCUGCCGAAAUUGCUGGGGAUGAUUCGGCAGAACUGGAAAAGCGAAAACAAGAAAUGAUGGCUCGGUUCGGCGAAGAGCGGUCAGAUGUCACAGUGGAAGCGAAAGAGGCAUCCUCGAGUAAGACCGAAGAUGCUACCUCAGCACCGUCACAGCAAACAGAAGAGACAUCAGAAUAUACGGCAGAGAAGAAGACGCCGGAGCGAAAGCGCCUACGACCCGACGUUUCAGCAAUCGGCCGUAUGCUUGCACGUCAGACCAAAAACCUUACAAAGAAGCCCAUCGAAACUAAAGAACCGACUCCCGAACCUGAGGGUUCAACAGACCCGGACUUCUGGAAAUCAAGGAUCAAUCUUUCCGCCUUCGAGUGUUGGGAGGAAGAAUACGAACUGACGGCCCCACCGUUCCCAUUCCAGCAGCAUUGGGACCCCGUCAGCAAGGUCAUGCGUGAAGCUGCUAAGAAGAAGAAAGGCAAGAAGGGCGGUAAGACGCCGGCACCAGCAGAAGAACCGGAAGAGGAAGAAGAGGAGGAGGAAGAAAAGAUCUUCCUCAACUACGAUGAUACCCCAAACGAUGACAAUCCGGAUGUUGAGAUUCACACAGCUAUCGAGGACCAACUUCAGCAGGACAUUGCAACAGCGUCACAAGAACAGUCCGGCCUACCUCUGCUACCCGCUGACUUGAGCACAUUGCCAGACCUGACUUCCGCCGACAUCAAGGCAGGAGCUGUCGUUGUCUGCAAGUUUUUCGGCGUCAAUCCCGUCACCGUCACGCCUGAAAUUAGCGAUUUCAAGACGGCCAUCGUCGACCGCGAAGGCGAUUCCGGCGCCGGUGCAGGCACGAUACGCUUGAGGAUCGCUGAGCGCGAUCUACCGAGGAAGGAGAAAAAGUUCGACAGCAAGGGAAACAGGAUCUAUGAUGCCAAAGACGGCUUCUUCAUGGACGAGGAGGAAGAGGAGGGCCUGUGGAGCGGUAUGUUUGGUGAGCUGCUAGAAGGGAAGCUGCUGAAGGCUGCAUGA
Messenger RNA from Ascochyta rabiei, 2136 nucleotides. RefSeq lists its product as uncharacterized. The record is from RefSeq and is a predicted model, not a curated record. Lineage: Eukaryota; Fungi; Ascomycota; Dothideomycetes; Pleosporales; Didymellaceae. The transcript is spliced from 2 exons. Bases 1 to 2136 code for a protein of 711 amino acids.